ACUUGCAAAACCAAUGACUUUUUAAAAUCUUUGCUAUUUUGGUGUUAAAAACCCAUCAAUUUGAUUUUCUUUUACCGUUGUCAGGGUACUCACACCGAACCCGAGUCAAUCCUGUAGAACUCGGCCACUCAGUCCGGUUCAUAUUCCUUGUCCUCGAAUUCUAAAGAGGCAAGGGUUCAUCUGAGGUUUUAGUCUCCUUCUCUCACCUGAAUUCACUAUCUUGGAGAUUGUUAUUGUUAUCCAUCACAUCUUGUCUAGCUAGCUCGUCUUUUUCACUCCAUGUUUUAGUUUUCAUCUCUCUUAUUAUAUGUGAAUUCAGUCCUUUUUGUUUAUGGAGAUUCUAAAGCCAGUAUCCACCCGAAACCCUCAAACCUUACUUCACUCUAUCACCAAUUCCAUCACAAUUUAUAGAACCAAAAACCCACUCAAUUUCAGAACACCAUUCUUCAAGUUCUUUCUUAAACCCUCUCCAAUUUUAUCGAAUUUCCGACUUCACAGCUCCAGAAACUUGAUAGUUUCAGCUCAUUUCGACAGACCAACCAAGCGCAGGAAAAACCAUCUAAGGAGAAAGCUCAUUGAACAACAGGUGCGUCAGAAUCGUACAAUUAAUCAUGAUUUAGCUUCUAUUCCUGAAAACCCACUUCCUAAAAUUGAUGAUAUCGAUAAUUCCCUGUCAAAUUUGCGGAUUCUUAAUGAUGAUAUUGAUUAUUCCGAGUCAACUCUUGAUUAUGGUAAAGUAUCUGACGGUAUAGAUGCUUCAAAAUCAAAGAAUGUUUUGUGGAAUCAAUUGGAGAGUUGGGCUGAUCAGUACAAGGCUGACACACAGUUUUGGGGUAUCGGGUCUAAUCCUAUAUUUACUGUUUUUCAAGAUUCAAAUGGUAAAGUAGAGAAGGUGGAUGUUAAUGAAGAUGAAAUCUUGAGAAGAAUCCAAAUCAAUCCAUCAAUGUAUAACCUGAAAGAGGUAGAUCAUGUAAAACAAGUGCAAGACAAAAUUUCUCAUGCCAAAUUUUUAGCCAAAGAAAUGGAGAUUGGAAAAAAUGUGCUUCCACCAAAUAGUUCAGUGGCAAAAUUUGUAAAUUCUUUUGGGAAAUCGGGUUUUCGUGAUACUAUUCGAAGUUUUACUGGUAAACCUGGUAUUCUUCCCAAACUUUCUAAAGUUGGGAUAUCAGUUUUUUGUGGUUUUCUUGUAUUUUUGGCCUUGAAGAACUUUUUUAGAAAAGAAAAGGGAGAUAAGGAAGAGUAUUCUAGUUUGGAGAAGGAGAUGUUGAGACGAAAGAUUAAAGCUAGGAUGGCCAAAGAAAAAUCAACAAAGGGUAGUGUGGAAGUUAUUCAAGAUUCUAAGGAGCCAGGAAUGGUGUUUACAGAAAGGCCCCAACUAGAUAAGGAAGAGCUUAUGGACAGCAUUGUGAAGGUAAAGGCAUUGAACAAUAAUUCUAUAGAUUUUGAUGGUAAAAUCCAAGAAAUUAGAGCAAUGGCGAGGCGUGCACGAGAAAUUGAGAAAACAGAUGGUAAAAGAAUUAAUGGGGAAGGUUAUGAAAGUAAGAAGGAUGAACCAAAUAAAAAGGAAGUGAACAGUGUUGAACCCACAUAUUUUGACGUCCCACAAGGUGAUUUCAGUAGAAUUGUAAGUGCAUCAAGUAGUGUAGAGAAGGGCCAUAAAGAAAAUUCUGAUGUUUCAAAAUUGGAAGUUCCAAAUAAUGAUGAAGGUGUUGCACAAGGUCUGGAAGACAAACGGUCGAAGUUAUUAGAUACAGAAAAACUACUUGAGAAGAAAUCAGUUGGAGCAAAAUCAAGGAUUAUUAGUUCUGUCAAGGAAGCAAGAGAAUAUCUUCAUAAGAAAAAAAUUGACAAGAAAGAGAAAAACCAAGAAGCCGAAGUUUCAGACUUUCUUGAAGUUCCUAUGGUUCCAAAGAUGGCUACUAAUGGUGAAAAGUUCGACUUUUCUGGUAGUAGGGAACCAAGUCGAAGCAAGUCUUCAGAAGAUACCAACUUGGGAGAGAAAGGAAAUGCAUUCACCAAGAAUGCUGAUUCGAAGGAUGAGAAAGAAGAAUGUGUUACAGGUAGUGAUGCAAAGGCAGGGGAAUUAGGAAGAGCAAAUCGUGAGAAGUGGAUGGAGGAUAAUUUUCAAGAAUUUGAGCCAAUAGUUGAGAAGAUUAGAGGUGGAUUUAGAAAAAAUUACAUGGUAGCUAGAGAGAAAGUGAAAGAAGAUAUAAAUAUAGUCUCAGAGCUGAAAAUGCUUGAACUUGAUGAAAAUGAAAGUGAAUUUGAAUGGAUGAAAGAUGAGAAGCUUAGAGAAAUUGUGUUCCAGGUACGAGAAAAUGAGCUGAUGGGCCGAGAUCCUUUUCAUCUUAUGGAUGCUGAAGAUAAGGCCUUGUUUUUUAAAGGUCUUAAGGAGAAGGUUGAGAAAGAAAAUGAGAAACUACACGCUCUUCAUGAAUACCUUCAUUCCAAUAUUGAAAACCUUGAUUACGGAGCAGAUGGGAUUAGCUUGUAUGAUCCUCCAGAGAAGAUCAUACCCCGAUGGAAGGGCCCCACACCAGCUACAACAAUGAGCCAAGAGUUUCUUGAUGACUAUUUAGAUCAAAGGAAAGCACUUUUUGCUGAAACCUUGGGGAAUUCGAAUCUUAUAAAGACGGAUCCACAAAAGUUGCCUCAAGAAACCGAUGAAAAAGUUGAAAGUGGGAAUUUGAAAAGUUCAAGGACCGUGAUAGAAGGGAGUGAUGGCUCUACUAAACCUGGCAAGAAAUCGGGGAAAGAAUUUUGGCAGCAUACGAAGAAAUGGUCUCGUGGAUUUAUAGAAUCAUAUAAUGCUGAGAAUGAUCCAGAAACCAAAGCUGUUAUGAAGGAUAUUGGGAAGGACUUGGACAGAUGGAUCACUGAAAAGGAAAUACAAGAAGCUGCCAAUAUAAUGGAUAAGGUUCCUGAUAAAGGAAAAAUAUUCAUUGCUGAGAAAAUCAAUAAGCUCAAAAGGGAAAUGGAGUUGUUUGGACCACAAGCUGUUGUGAGCAAGUAUAGCGAGUAUGGAGAUGAGGAGGAAAUAGACUAUUAUUGGUGGCUUGAUCUCCCAUUUCUACUGUGUAUUGAAUUAUAUAUCGAUGGAGAUGGAGAUCAGAGAAUAGGAUUCUAUUCAUUGGAGAUGGCAUCGGAUCUUGAACUAGAUCCAAAACCACAUCAUAUUAUUGCUUUUGAGGAUGCUGGUGACUGCAAGAAUCUUUGCUAUAUUAUACAGGCUCAUUUGGAAAUGCUUGGAAAUGGCACUGCUUUUGUUGUGCCACAAUCACCAAAGGAUACCUACCAGGAAGCAAGGGCAAAUGGUUUUAAUGUUACAGUUAUAAGAAAAGGAGAGGUAAAACUGGAUGUGGAUCAAACACUAGAAGAGGUGGAGGAAAAAAUUGUUGAGAUGGGGAGCAAGAUGUACCAUGAUAAAAUCAUGAAGGGCCGGAAUGUGGAUAUAGAAUCAAUUAUGAAAGGUGUAUUUGGAAUGAAGAAACCUAGCAAGAGAAGAAGAUCAAGGAAGAAAUUGAAGAAGCCAAGCAAAUGAUGCACGAUAUAAAUGUAUGAUAUCCUCCUAGGCUUUUGCAUCUUGUUUCUUCUGGCAUGCUUGUCAUUCUACUCCCUUUUAUUUAGAGAACAAUGCAUGUACCAGAUUGGUGUUGUCAUUAUGUUGUAGAACUGAAGUUGUUUUCAUUUCAGGAAUGGAUCUUUGUAACCAUGGUUUUGGUGUAAGCAGAGCAGAAAUAGAUGCCAAGUUUUCUUGCUUGCAUCAUGGGGGAUGUGUUUGUAACUUGCCCUUUUUAAAAGGAAAAGUGGAAAUGAACAUAUUUGCAUUUACCAUAACUAUUUAUGGGAUUUUGUUUUUCCA
Molecule: messenger RNA, 3862 nt
Organism: Cynara cardunculus var. scolymus (artichoke)
Lineage: Eukaryota; Viridiplantae; Streptophyta; Magnoliopsida; Asterales; Asteraceae
Exons: 5
Coding region: 332-3541 (1069 amino acids)
Source: RefSeq, a predicted model, not a curated record